AUGGCACAUGUGCCCGGGUUCCGCCGCAGCAUCCGACUGUCAGCAUGCUACCGUGUCUUGCAGGAGCGAUACGGAUAUGUGAGACAGGGACUGGUUUGGCUUUGUUCAUUUUCGGAGAUCAUGUCUGUGGCCGCAGUGCCCGCAGUCCAUAUGUCAACCUCCCCAUUUUUUACCAUCGCAGCUCUUUGUCUCAUGUUUCUGCUCGCAUGCUGGCGAGCCGGAAGUGUCUCGGACGUCAUAUGGCAACCCGCUCAUUUGCUGCGGCCGAAGAAUUACUCCAAAUUUGGCUGCGGGGCAAAGCAGCGGUCCAGCCGGGUUUUCUUUGCUCUAUCCAUGGUGAUUCGUUUGUCUUGCUCUGCAAUCCUUGCCAGCCACAUUUUCAACUGGAUUGCCGAUGACACCACCUGGCGAUCAUGCGAAGCCUUUUUCCUGCCAUGGGCGGAAUAUACUCGUUCGGACAUGCAUUCAGAUUCGAGCCUUUGUGUCGCUGACCCCCAGGUCAGCGAGUGGUGUGAAACUAUCCAUUUGUUUGAGAGCCGCUGUAACGAUCCAGUUCGGUUGACAUCCCUUCUCCACUACUACGCUUGGACCGGACUGGGCAUGGAGUGCACCAACAACACAGGCGACAUUAACGUCACAGCAGUCGCUGAGUACUUCCCCUGGUAUCUUCCCUACUGUGAAACUCUCAACGGUACAGAAAUCGGCUGCUACGCGCUGGAGGACGAGAGCCUGGAGGUCGGCGAGAAAUUAAUCAUCUGGACAGAUGACAAGGAAAUCGGCUUGAAUGAGGCGUACGAAGCAUGGCCUCCAGCGCUGCGCGUCGUCUAUAACUGUCAGAUGUUCAUUCAUGACACCAACUACUGCCAACAUACCUCGGACACUACGGCUGGGGCAACCGAAUGGGAUAGGCAUUUGGGGCAGUCUUGUGAGGCCCAUCGCUGUGUGGAUACUCUACCGGAUUGGCUGUACUUCUUGGAUGAUUUUGAGAAAAAGACGUACUGCAAAUGCCGGCAAUGCACACCCUGGUGGAGAUUGAAUGAGUGCACUUUGGAGGCAGUGGAUACGGCCACGCGCCGGAUCAUGGGACAUCAACUGUUAUAUGGACUUGAUUGGGGUGAGGCCUUAUCGGAUCCACGAUUUGGGGUGCUGUUUGAGAAAGAGGAGCUCGCGAUUCAGGAGGAGCUAGCAGCCAACGGAAGUAUCCAAACAUGGUACGGCCCGUUUUUCAGCCGGCUGUCGAUGUUGACAGAAGUGGGAUUUUGCGUGGCUGACUUCGUGAUGGAUAUUCAAAUGGUGCUCGUUUACUGCUACACCUACCACUAUAUUUUCGCAGCCAUCCAAGGCUUCAUGGUGUUGCGGAGCUUUCUGGAACAGGUGUUCUUCCGGGGCCUCCUGUCCUUCAUUCGGGAGACACGCCUGUCAUUGAAAUCCAACUUGCGGACGGACUAUUUUGUGUCUCUGGUGCAGAGUGAGAAAACCGGAGAAGCUACUUUGUCGUUUCUUCUUCAAGUCUACACCUUCUCCUACAUGGGUCAGGAGGUGGUAGCAUAUUGGACAGCAGCGAUCUCCUUGCUGAUCAGCGCGCGAGGUCUCACGCAGGGCUGCUACGUUCACUUCGAUCUGGCUUUCAUGACAUCCGAAGAUCGGCAGCCGAUCCGAGAUCUCCAAAGUGAUCCGGAGGUGGUGCCGAGUUUCUCCUCUGUUCUGCCAGACCCAGGCACGAGCGUAGAUCGCAAGAGAAAUGUGGAUCUGCCGCCAGAGGUUCGGGCAGAAACCUGCUUUAGGAGGUCCCGAAGAACCUUGCUUCGGAUCUGCGAGGAGAGAUACAGGAAGAGGCUGACGAGAAAUUGCCAGAAGGCAAAUGAUUCGUACAUGGAUCAGCUACUGACGAGUGCCAGCACAAAUGUGUCGGAAUUGGCACGACCGGAUCUGUCAGUCGAGAGGUGUGGUGCUGAGAUGGCUGGAGGCAGUGGCAGCACAUUAAGCGCGAAGAAAGAGGGCAAGGGCUUAGACCAGCUUUGCGUACGCUCGCCAAGGACGGCCGACCCGUGGACGGUUCCCUCUCAUGUCCGACCUUCGAAGCCAUUCCUGCGCAUGGGCAACGGUUGCAGACGCCCUGCCACCGUGGCGACUGGCUCUGAUACCCGAGCACCCACGCACCGCUUCGAGUUUGAGAUCAACGGGCAGAAGUAUUCCCUCGAGACUGUGAUAAGCGACGUUGAGAUCGAGACCGAACCGCCCUGCCAACUCUUUGGGGUGAUCCCGCAUCCUGUAGAUGUCCCGCUGAAAGAGGGAGAUGAAGUUCUGAACUUUACAAUCUGCCUGCUGGGUCUUGAAGGCGGUCGGAAAGUCAUUCCACGGCUCUCUGCCAAGGACUUUCUGGGAAAGCUUGAUGCCGCAUCGGCUGAUGGUGAGGACCGUGAGGUGUGGGCGGACUGGGAAAAGAGCGGAAGAAGCAGCAUCCGUAUUGCUGGCUUCGAUAUCAAUGCUCGUGAGGUGCCAGGUAGCGGCUACGAUGGUGAGGCGUUGCAAGCCGUGUCACACCAUCCUCCGAAGCUGCACCUGCACCUUCGAGUAGCAGGGGAAAAGGAGACGGUGAUAAGCGACGCUGAGAUCGAGACCGAACCGCCCUGCCAACUCUUUGGGGUGAUCCCGCAUCCUGUAGAUGUCCCGCUGAAAGAGGGAGAUGAAGUUCUGAACUUUACCAUCUGCCUGCUGGGCUCCUUGGCGCAGAUCAGGACUUUCUGGGAAAGCUUGAUACCCCUUAUGCUGGAAGCACAUCGGCUGAUGGCGAGAUCCGUGAGGUGUGGGCGGACUGGGAAAAGAGCGGAAGAAGCAGCAUCCGUAUUGCUGGCUUCGAUAUCAAUGCUGGUGAG
Symbiodinium sp. CCMP2456 is the source of this 2876-nucleotide messenger RNA. The record is from the annotation of a GenBank genome assembly. NCBI's taxonomy places the organism in Eukaryota, Dinophyceae, Suessiales, Symbiodiniaceae.